ACGCACUUCAUUUGUCAAGAAGUUUGGCGAAACAUACUGUAAUUCCUCUCUCUAUACGGCGCCACUAUUUCUCUGAGAGAAGGAAAAAAACAGGAAUGGGGACAUUGAGUGGUGGAAAUGGGAGUCUAUGGGGAAUGGGAUUUUUUCAUUCUCAAGAAUGGAACUUUGAACGAAGGAGAAGAAGAAGCAGUGGUGAAAAAGAAGGUAAAAGCAGUAGUAAUGCAUCAAAAUCCUCACAUGCCGAUGUAAAUGGUGGAAGCGGUUACCGUUUCCCUCUGAAGCAAGCCAUGACUGCUAGCUCUCUUGCCCUUACUGGUGACACCUUAGCUCAGCUUCGUGACCGCUGGCUCAAGAACAAAGACACCCUUCCUAAUCCACCUCAUCCUAAGGAUACGCUUGGUGCUCUCCUAUCUGAGCAUGACUGGCUUCGAUCCAUCCGGAUGGCUUCAUAUGGAUUUUUGUUAUAUGGUCCUGGUACUUAUGCAUGGUACUCGUAUCUUGACAGAUGUAUGCCCAAGCAGACGGUGGAGAAUAUAUUGAUGAAGGUUGUAUUAAACCAAAUUGUACUAGGUCCUGCUGUAAUAGCUGUUAUCUUUGCAUGGAAUAAUUUAUGGCUGGGGAAACUUUCAGAUCUUCCAAACAAAUAUCAGAAAGAUGCCCUUCCAACUCUACUUUUUGGAUUUAGGUUCUGGAUCCCUGUUAGUGUAUUGAACUUUUGGGUGAUUCCUCUUCAAGCUCGUGUUGCUUUCAUGUCGAUGGCUUCUAUAUUCUGGAAUUUUUGGUUGUCAGCAACUAUGAGCAAGUAACUGUUCGUUGAAGUGAUUCACAGGGGAAAGCAGGAUGCGCACUUGAUAUAACAGUCUGUCUGUCAAGACAAAAAUGGUGUCUGGAGGCAAUAGUUGAAACCUUUCUGAUUUUCCAAAUGUGAUUUGCACUUGCGUUCCACAGUGGCUCAGCUGGCACCUCGUUACACAUACAAAAUGUUAGAGAAUUUGUUUCGCCAUUGCUAUAAGUGCUCCAGGAGUGGAGCUUUCUUCCAUUUAUGACUCCAGUACUAUCACGGAAGGCAUUUGAUUGGCUAUUUUGACCAAAUAAUUUCAUUAAUUUACUUUCUUUCUUUGGUUCUUGGCCUUCUUUUCCCCGUUGGGUGUUGGCUCGAGCCAGAUGACAUACAUGCAAAAGGAAGUUUUUGUAGUAUACAAUUUGAAAGCAAGUGCUGCUGCACUUCCAUAUAGGAAGUCAUCAUAUCAAAUUUCUCUGUAAUGGACAGCUUGAGGAUUGAGGAACUCCCUUUUAGAAUGCCAACUAUCUUAAGUGGAAAGUGUUAAUAAAACUUCGCUUUCUGAAA
Molecule: messenger RNA, 1348 nt
Organism: Nicotiana attenuata
Lineage: Eukaryota; Viridiplantae; Streptophyta; Magnoliopsida; Solanales; Solanaceae
Product: protein sym-1
Exons: 6
Coding region: 96-806 (236 amino acids)
Cellular component (GO): membrane; cytoplasm
Source: RefSeq, a predicted model, not a curated record